AUUUACGUGUGUGAUAUCGGCGCUAAGCUGAGCAGCAUCGUCUUCUUCAUCAUCACAGUACAAAUGAAGAAGUAUGGCUGCACACUACAAAUAUGUCCCCUUGUUUUAACCAGAGUCAUGGUUAAAACACUUCCAGUCGGACUGAACACUUUUUCACCAUGAGGAUCCACUGUAAGGUUGUGGCGAUCGCGGUAUGUUUUGGAGUUUUCCUACUUUUGUACUUUUUCGGGGGAAACGCUGCGGACGAGCCGCCGCUGAAAGAAGUUGCGAAAGAAAAACAUUUUCAAUCCUUCAAUCAUAUCGAGGAUAUAGAACCGGCGAAAGAAGCGAAACAAACCAACGAAGAGCCACAAAAACCACCGAAACUAAUCCGCAAAGAGCCGAAGUUGAGCAGCAGAGGAGGAGGGAAUGUCAUCGCAAAGACUCGGCAGAAAAGUGAGGUGGGGCGGCCUGGGUCAAAGGUCACACAAGCAGAGGAUGUCAUGCACCUGGCAGUGGUGGCUUGUGGGAACCGUCUAGAUGAAACGCUCAACAUGGUGAAGUCAGCACUGCUCUUCAGCAUAAAGAAGAUCAAAUUUCACAUCUUUGCAGAGGAGGACCUGGGCGAACAAUUUGAAAAAGGGUUCAGUCAGUGGCCUCAGACAGUGUCCUCCAGGUUUCACUUCAGCAUAUAUCCAAUCACCUUCUCUGUGGGGAAUGCAGAUGAAUGGAAGAAACUCUUCAAGCCAUGUGCUGCCCAGAGGCUGUUUCUUCCCGUUAUCCUGAAGGAUGUGGACUCCCUAUUGUAUGUGGACACAGAUGUUCUGUUUCUCCGGCCUAUGGAUGACAUCUGGAAGUUUCUGAAGGCUUUCAAUAGCACUCAGCUAGCUGCCAUGGCCCCAGAGCACGAGAUCCCUAAGAUCGGCUGGUAUAGCCGCUUCGCAAGACACCCUUUUUAUGGAGUCACAGGGGUCAAUUCAGGGGUCAUGCUAAUGAACCUCACACGGAUUCGUAGCACUCUCUUCAGGAACAGCAUGAUCGCCAGCGGUCUGUCAUGGGAAAAUCUGCUUCACCCUCUUUAUCAGAAAUACAAGAACCACAUCACAUGGGGAGACCAAGACCUACUUAACAUCAUCUUCCACUACAAUCCAGAGUGUCUGUACAUAUUCCCAUGCCAGUGGAACUACAGGCCAGAUCACUGCAUGUAUGGAAGCAACUGCAAGGCUGCGGAGGAGGAUGGGGUGUCUAUUCUUCAUGGUAACCGUGGUGUGUACCAUGACGAGAAGCAGCCCGCCUUCAGGGUGGUGUAUGAUGCCAUACAUGAGUAUCCUUUUGAAGAGAACUUGUUCCAGGCUUUAUUUUACCCUCUUCAGACUAAGUUCCUAGACACCGUUAACACCCUUUGUGGAAGGAUCCCACAAGUGUUCCUCAAACAGAUCGAGAAGACCAUGAGGGCUGUUUAUGAGAAAAAAGUGGUGCACCAUGUCCGACUGCCACACGAGUAAUGAGCCUCUACUGUGUUUCGGUAUCACAAGAAAGAAUCUCUGCCUGCUGCUUGAAUCAGAGUGAACUUUUCCAUCGAAGACGAGCAAUGCCAGAGGCAAACUACAUUUGGUCCAUUAGGCACAGUAUGAGCUUCAUGAGCCAGAGGAGUUGGAGAUUCAAGCUGGAACAAUUUCUUUUGAGCAGACGUUUGGCCUGCUGGAUGGAAACAGCAAUGCAGGAUGAAUGCAACAUAAGCGAAACCAUCAAAACUCUUGAGAGAGAGUAGUGAGCAAAUGAAUUGAGUGUCUCCAACUGUGGGUAAUCAACCACUUGAAUGUUCCUGAGAGACUCGUUGGCAAAGCUGUUUUUAACCAAUCCAAAAAUAUGGAUUCAGAGCUGUUUAUUUUACAACUGUGUUGUACCAUUUUCAGCAUCUUGUUUUAUUAUGCCUGGUAUUACACAAUUGGAGCAUUUGUGUCUCACUUGAUCUAAUUCAUGUAUUUAAGUGGCUGCACCAAUUUGUUUGUGCAUUUUGCUGCUUAAUAGCAUGAGAUAAAGCCUUGUUUUCAAGCCACAUAAAUGAAUGUAGCACGCAGAAACAACCAAAGAGAACUAGCCUGUAGAGCUCAGUAAGAUGUACAUUCAGUUUAAGCACAGCCCUGAUGGUGGAUGUUCACACUGUUUACAUUGAAGAUGACUUGCUAGUAGAAAGGGGCCUGAUGUUGUAAUGUUGUCAUUGGGAUUUUAAUUUUAAUAUAUAGAGAGAAUUUCAUGAGGAAACCUUUGGCCUUUUAUGAGAAUUACAAUUAGGUCUGUUGUCCUGUAUAUUGAUAUGACAAGCCUAUUCUGAUGGACAUAAUGAAUUUGAUGUUGAAUUUGUGGUGGAAUGUGUUUUUAAGGUAAUUUGCAACCAUUUGUGGGAGCUACGUAAAAGGUCUAAAAGGGUGUCAAAGGGAUAGUUCACCCAAACAUGACAAUUUGAUGUUCAUCUGCUUUACCCCCAGGGCAUCCAAGAUGUAUGUGACUUUGUUUCUUCAGUAGAACACAGACAGAGAUUUUUCACUCAAACUGUUGGAGUCUGUCAGUCGUAUAAUGUCAGUGGAUGGGAAUCACGGCUCUGAGAGUCAAAAAAAACAUACACCAACAAAACCAAAUUAAACCUGUGGCUCGUGACGAUACAUUGAUGUGUAAAGACACAAAAUGAUCUGUCUUUGCAAGAAACAGAAUAUAUCGCAGACUUAAGUGCAUUACCACCACCUAUCUCUCAAGUGGACCACUGACACUUCUAAUUGAGAUUAGUGUAGAUAGAGUGUCAUUGGUCCACUUGAGAGAUAGGUGGUGGUAAUGCACUUAAGUCUGCGAUCCCCCAUAAAGCAAGAAGAAAAAGAUGUCUAGCGCAGGCAGAGGAAGAAGACGCGAAUGCGCUCAGGACAGUUCAGACAUUGCGGUGAAAAUGAGAGGUAAAAAAAAGAACAUAAAUACUGUUCAGUGUCUUGCACAGACUGAUCAUUUUGUGUCUUUACACAUCAAUGUAUCGUCAUGAGCCGCAGGGUUUAAUUUGGUUUUGUUUUCUUUUAUGACUCUCAAAGCCGUGAUUCCCAUCCACUUACAUUAUAUGACUUUCAAACUGCAACGGUUUGAGUUAAAAAUCUCCGCUUGUGUUCUACUGAUCAAACAAAGUCAUAUACUUCUUGGAUGCCCUGGGGGUCUGCAGCAGAUAAACAUCAAAUUUUCAGUUUUGGAUGAACUAUCCCUUUAAAGUAUUUUUUUGCAAUAUUCAGUCCAGUCAUGUUCAAAGAAAACAUUUUGUUGGUUUGCCCUGUUUGUAAGGAUUUUCUGCCAUAGUAGGAUUGAACUAGCUAAUGUGAUCAUUUAAAACAAAUCAUAUUAUGUGCUGAUUAGAAAGGUUUGUAGAUUAAUAACUGUAUUAUAUAAAUAAAAACAAAACUAUAAUAAAAGCAGAAAACAAUACACAGAUGUACAAUUUACAGUUAAGUGCACUUUGUAAUAAAUGCUGAAUAUGAAGAAAAUAAAAUUAAAGACUCUCUAACUCUCUAACAACCAAUAUGACCAGUUCACCAAUUUCUUAAAAAGAAAAAAAAAGAAAAAAAAAAAUUAUUUAGUGUAACCACAGCUUGUUAAUUUGUUUACGGCUUCUGUGUGAAAUUAUGAACGUCAAAUAGAAAGCAAGAGUGUGUUGUGAUGUGUAAUUUGAGCACAAUGUGCACAAUGUGCUUAAUUAUAUUUGUGACCGGUUUCCAGCCUCCUGUCACUGGUCUGGGAUCAGUGAUGACAUUUCUUUAACUGGAAGCUCGGGAGACUCUUAUACAUCUCAUGUUAUCUCUGCCUGAAGAGAUGCACCAGCGAUGUUCAUUGUAUCCAGUGUGCUUUUCUCUCUUUCUGAAUGUCUUGCAUUGUAUGUAUUAUUUUCCUUUUUAUACAAAAGUGUGUAUGUCAGAAAUGUAAUAAAUAAAUAUGCAUUUAAUAUUGA
This is a messenger RNA of Carassius gibelio (silver crucian carp), 3955 nucleotides long. Its product is annotated as glucoside xylosyltransferase 2-like. The transcript is spliced from 7 exons. Lineage: Eukaryota; Metazoa; Chordata; Actinopteri; Cypriniformes; Cyprinidae. The record is from RefSeq and is a predicted model, not a curated record. Gene Ontology annotation, biological process: protein O-linked glycosylation via N-acetylgalactosamine. Gene Ontology annotation, molecular function: UDP-xylosyltransferase activity. Bases 159 to 1484 code for a protein of 441 amino acids.